AUGUCCUACUUCCUUCCUCAUCUUCCCUCCGGCUGGCACGUUGACGAGGCGAUCAAGUCUGAAGAAGACCGCGUUGUCGUCAUCCGCUUCGGCCACGACUGGGACAGUCAAUGCAUGACCAUGGACGAGACGCUUUACGCCGUCGCGGAGAAGGUUCAGAACUUUGCUGUCAUCUACCUCUGCGAUAUUACGCAGGUGCCUGACUUCAACAAGAUGUACGAACUGUACGACCCAUGCACGGUGAUGUUCUUCUACAGAAACAAGCAUAUCAUGAUUGAUCUGGGGACUGGUAACAACAACAAAAUCAACUGGGCAAUGGACAAUAAGCAAGAGCUCAUUGACAUCAUCGAGACUGUCUACCGCGGCGCGUCAAAGGGUCGCGGUCUCGUAGUGUCGCCGAAGGACUACUCGACGCGCUACAGAUACUAA
Schizophyllum commune H4-8 is the source of this 429-nucleotide messenger RNA. Its product is annotated as 4A/4B type thioredoxin-like protein. The record is from RefSeq and is a predicted model, not a curated record. Bases 1 to 429 code for a protein of 142 amino acids. The transcript is spliced from 6 exons. NCBI's taxonomy places the organism in Eukaryota, Fungi, Basidiomycota, Agaricomycetes, Agaricales, Schizophyllaceae. Gene Ontology annotation, biological process: mRNA splicing, via spliceosome. Gene Ontology annotation, cellular component: U4/U6 x U5 tri-snRNP complex; U5 snRNP; spliceosomal complex.